AUGAGUGCCCUUCUUUUUUCGUUGAUGCUAUUAGUGGCUCUUAGCAAUAAUCUGUACAUAGGUGCACAUCCUUAUGCAGAUGACUUUCCCUAUACCGGGCUCCGUCCAACGUCGAUAUCGGUUGCUUCGCCAUCUAAUAUAGGUGAAACAAAAAUAUUACUCAGUGGUGGCGCAUCUAAAGGCGCAGCAAGUGGUGAUAGUAGUAACGAUGCACGCAAUCAUCGCAAGGAAUAUGCGUUCAACGAGGCCGGUAGCAUCGGUUCAGCAUCAGAUGCCGUGCGUUUCCAUAAACUCGACAAUCAACUGAAUGGCCACAGAGUGCUAGAUGCCAGUAAGGGAAGCACUGUGGACAAGCUAAAUCACCUAGCGGGUGAGAAUUUCGAGGCGGACAAGUCGCACAACCGCAAACACAUCAAGUCGGGUUUCUCUAACUCGUAUCACAAAGAUGAAAGUGGUAGCAAGAGUUCAUUCUACGAGGAUUCCGAUGAUCAUGGUGGGAAACAAGUGUAUGAUAACCGGCACAAUCUACAUAAUGGCUACGGUGACAAGCUGUAUACCCAGGACCGUCGUAAUGAAUAUCUACGUGACCAUUAUAACGACCGAGCAUCCGGUAGUGACCUGCACGAUGGACACAAUCACCUUCGGGCCGGAGCAUUGGAUCGAGGUAAUACGUAUGGUCAUCGUGAUAACUAUGCGCACAACGGCCACAAUCUGCGCCACUACGACCUGAUGGCAUACGGAGGUUUCGAUUAUUAUCAACCAACAAGAAACUACCAUCACUACGAUGACUUAUAUCGACGGCGGUCAUACUACAGUCCGCGACCUACCUUCGCGACGGGUUCGAUGCAACCGGCACCUAUCAUGAUCUACGAGGAUCCUCGUGAUUAUGCACCCCAUCCGCGGGAUCCCUAUCCAAUACGCGAGGUACGUGACGGUUCUUCCGUUCUUAGCAGAGACGCUGAAUACUACCAUGACACUCCGUCUAUUGGUCAGCAAAGACGACUAAUUUAUCGCAGCACCCCAACCCCUCUACCGCAAAUCUAUGACCAUUAUUGA
This is a messenger RNA of Anopheles nili, 1056 nucleotides long. RefSeq lists its product as uncharacterized. The transcript has 2 exons. The record is from RefSeq and is a predicted model, not a curated record. The coding region runs from base 1 to 1056 and encodes 351 amino acids. NCBI's taxonomy places the organism in Eukaryota, Metazoa, Arthropoda, Insecta, Diptera, Culicidae.